AUGUCAACCACAAUCGCCAAACGGAUGACAUUUCGUCUGCGUUCCCGGUCAAGCAGUCGACAUCGUGUGGUGUCAUGUUUAGCGCCAUCCUAUCAUAGUCUUGAUGUGCCAUCGCCACCGAAUACCCCGUCUAAUGAAUCCGAUUAUCUGCCAUCGGAAACCUCACCGGCGAAACGUUGCGUGAGUUCCUCUACGUAUGAACUGCUGACACGUCCUGCACAUCCGCCGAAGAGUGCUGUUGCAGCUCCUCUUUGUAUGGGUCGUGCGAUGCGAGUAGUUGUAGUAGGAGGACGACGCGUCGGUAAGACGGCCAUACUCCGACAAGUGGCAUGUUUUGAGGACAUCACUUCCAAGAAAUAUGAACCAACGAUUGAUGACACAUACCAAGUGAUGUUAGAAGAAGCGGAUCGACCUCGAGAAAUUUUGAUAUUUCACGAUACCGGCGGUUUAGCGGAUCAUGGUCCAGCAGAGUUGAAGAGGCCUUAUCUACAGGUGGCUGAUGCGUUCGUGUUAGUGUAUUCGGUGGCUGAUCAUGAAUCAUUCAAUCGAAUGGAUUUACUUGUAAUGAAAUUGUAUUUAGAAUUAGGAGAAGCAUUUCCGAAAGGAUCGGAAGACAGAGACGGUAUCCCUUUACUAUUCACUUUUUCUUGCUUUACCAGUAUUUUAUAUUAUUCUUUUAUUUUUCCUACGAAGUGA
Ostertagia ostertagi is the source of this 696-nucleotide messenger RNA. Lineage: Eukaryota; Metazoa; Nematoda; Chromadorea; Rhabditida; Trichostrongylidae. The record is from the annotation of a GenBank genome assembly.